GCCAUGUUUAAUAUUUGACUUCCUCACACGAAGAAGAAGUUUCCUACUUUAAACAUGUCCUGUGUAGACCAGACAGAAACGGACCCCCUUAUUACGUCUUUAAUAAUAUGAAGUGUCUAACAGUGUUUUAUUGAGCCGGACAAGUUUUAACGUUGAAUUUUAAACUCGUUCUGUCUGUGAAUGAAUGGCCAAAGCGGUCCGUGGCUGACAGAGAGAGAUGUCCUCGUCGUGGACAGAUCGGCAGGGACAGGUUGGAGACCUGAGACACCAGAGCAAAGAGGAGCUGCAGGAGCUGCUGCUCCGACAAGAAAAGAUUCUCUCCAACAAGCGACUGCUGCAGACACUUCCUGACAAAGGGAACAAGAUAAAAGACUUUGUGGACAAAGUGCGUCUUGCCAUUGAACAGAAGAGUGAAGAGGAGCGGAGGCGGAGCUUGGUGUCCGCUGCCAGAAACGAAUUACAAUCCAAAUAUCAGCAAGCUUUCCAGCAGCGAGCCGUCUCCGCCACAUCGGCAGAUUCACACCAAAACGAUGCUGCGGGCGAUGCUCUGCAGGACGGGGAGACCUCACCUGGACACGUGCAGAAAGACACCAUUCUGGAGGCGCAGCAGGACGGGCGUGUCUCCAACACCGCUCAGGUUGAGRCCAUGGAGACUGUUGCAGCCGAGGCUCCUCUGAGCUCUGAUGAGACAAACGAUGGUGAACUUGUCGAAGCCAUGGACAGAGUCACGUUAUCUGAACCUGCUGUUGGUGAAUCCAAAGAUCAAAUAAAGWGCAAAGCUAAAGAUAAUUACUUUCUCCAAAAGCAGCAACCAACAAAGCCUCACUAUGUAACAGUUCUGGAAAAAACGGAAACAUCCACGGUUCCCAGGAAGCAAAAGUUCAAACCCAAUCAGCUGCUCCACAGGACCGAUGCCUCUCCACCGGGAUCUGUAUCACCUGGUCAGUCCUCUGGAACUGCAUCACCCAUUUCUGCUCAGGCCAGGAGGGAGCAGGACAGGAAACACCUGGAUGACAUCACUGCCGCCAGACUUCCUCCUCUCCACCACAGUCCGGCACAGCUCCUGUCUCUGGAGGAGUCGGCGGGCCUCGUGAGAGAACAGGCUAAGAAACAGCAGGAGUUGCAAGCCAAACAGGCAGCCCAGAAACUGUCGGAGGGACUGAAGGUCUCUAUGGGGAGCUACGCUCCUGACGGUGGCCCCAUGGCUGCCUACAGAGAGGUUCACGAUGAAGGAGCCCACCUCUCCUCUGAGGAGGACUGAUCCUGCAGGGCCCAGCUGGGGAAACCGGUGGAACUUUGGCUGCAACGGAGUAAAAAACGUUUGGACCUCGUGGUCAGGAUCCGUCAAACAGUAUUUUUAAUUCCAAGAACUCUUAAAGAGAGGGAAAGGAGUCUGUAUGAAUAGUUAGAGUCCCAGGCUCAGGUCGAGUGGAGAAACCAGCUAACUGUCAUUCAGUCCGUACCAGGUUCAGCUGGGUUCAGUAGAAUAACGUCUUUUGUUGACCGAGAGUCUUAAAUGCAGAAGCUGUAGGUGCAUCAUGAAGGAAAAGAGUUUCUGUCAGUCUGUCCCUCUGAGCCUCAGGGUCGUGUCGACUAAAGCUUCAGCUGAAGUGAGUUAAUGACAUGAUGUCAUCAUCAGGUGGAUGUGACUGUUCUGGCACACUGUGACCUCAGAACUAAAUAAAAAAAAUCAGAUUUUUCAA
This is a messenger RNA of Austrofundulus limnaeus, 1703 nucleotides long. It is a transcript of the gene polr2m, whose product is annotated as RNA polymerase II subunit M. The coding region runs from base 218 to 1261 and encodes 347 amino acids. The transcript has 4 exons. Gene Ontology annotation, cellular component: nucleus; intracellular anatomical structure. Gene Ontology annotation, molecular function: transcription elongation factor activity. Gene Ontology annotation, biological process: transcription elongation by RNA polymerase II; intracellular signal transduction. NCBI's taxonomy places the organism in Eukaryota, Metazoa, Chordata, Actinopteri, Cyprinodontiformes, Rivulidae. The record is from RefSeq and is a predicted model, not a curated record.